AUGGAUCCACUUGUGUUGACGCUUUUGUCCAUCACAGUAGUUCGUCUUGUUGUCUUAGUUGAACAAAAAAAUGUGAAGAGAGUUGUAGCUGCAGUAGCAGAAAUCGAAAUAGAUGAUCAUAAAAGAGAAACUUACGAUGGAAUUUCAGACCUGCAGGAAUGGCUAGCUAAUGGAUUAGGAAUUCCAUUGGCGAAAUUCGUUGAUACUUUAGCAAGACCUUAUAUGGAACAUAACACACAAUCGGCAGUUGUAAUGAAAUGCAUCAAUAGGGAAAAUCCUGAACCAAAAGAAUUUCGAAAACAAUUGAAAACCAAAAAUGAUGGGAAGAAGAAAAAUCGUUUCAUUAACGAAACUCUUCCCGUGGCAAUUUUAAUUCAUGGUUGGAGAUUCACCGAAUCAAAAUGGAUGAUGGAAAUGGCUAACGAUUACAUCAAGUACAACGACGUAAACGUUUGCAUGAUAUAUUGGGAGUCCCUGGCAUGGGGUACAGAUCUCAUACGAAUCAUUGAUCGUUCAAUACCACGAGCUACGAAACUGAUUUCCGGUUUUAUCCAAACCCUGAACGAAUACCAUGGAAUAGAAUUGGACGACAUUUCCUUAAUAGGUCACGGUUUGGCUGCACAUCUAGCUAGUUUCGUGAGUAAUCAAUUUGACAAUCAAAUUGGCGCCAUUUAUGCCUUAGAUCCCAUGGGUCCGCUCUUUACUGAACCAGUUCAAGACGAAUACGAAUAUCGCCUGGACAGAAGAGAUGCUAAAUACAUUCAAGCUAUUUAUACGUCUUCGAAUGCUCUUGGGUCUGACACGAUGAUGGGUCAUCAGAAUUUUAGACCGAAUUUGGGAAGAUAUCCACAAUUUCCUUGCAGAUUUAGAAAGACAGAAUUGGCUUAUGUUUGUAGUCAUGAGAUAGUUAUCGACUACUUUAGAUACGCUUUGAACCCGGAAAAUGUCUUUGCAGCAAGGCGAUGCGAUAGGAAUUUAACGAACUAUUUGAUGGAUAAUUGCAAGACUAAGUUUUAUGAUCGGAUGGGAAUUCAUGCUGAUCGGGAGAAGCCCGGGGUUUAUUAUUUUGAACCUUCGAAGAAUCCUCCGUAUGUUCCGUAUACUCUUGAAACUGACAAUGGUUAUUGA
Messenger RNA from Culicoides brevitarsis, 1128 nucleotides. RefSeq names its product lipase member H-like. Bases 1 to 1128 code for a protein of 375 amino acids. Lineage: Eukaryota; Metazoa; Arthropoda; Insecta; Diptera; Ceratopogonidae. The transcript is spliced from 3 exons. The record is from RefSeq and is a predicted model, not a curated record. Gene Ontology annotation, biological process: lipid catabolic process. Gene Ontology annotation, molecular function: lipase activity.